This is a messenger RNA of Ochlerotatus camptorhynchus, 1146 nucleotides long. Its product is annotated as zinc finger protein 675-like. The transcript is spliced from 3 exons. Gene Ontology annotation, biological process: regulation of transcription by RNA polymerase II. The record is from RefSeq and is a predicted model, not a curated record. Gene Ontology annotation, molecular function: DNA-binding transcription factor activity, RNA polymerase II-specific; RNA polymerase II transcription regulatory region sequence-specific DNA binding. The coding region runs from base 49 to 1080 and encodes 343 amino acids. Gene Ontology annotation, cellular component: nucleus. Lineage: Eukaryota; Metazoa; Arthropoda; Insecta; Diptera; Culicidae.
UAUUUUUUCAUCGUACUUGAGAUCGUCAAACAAUAUUUAUAAAAAAAAAUGCGCAAAUGUCGAAUAUGCUUGCAAACGUGCAUCAGUAACAAACGACUUGUAGAUCGUAAUUUCCGCGAAAAGGCUCAGGAUGUUUUCUGUUUGAUGAUCGAUGUCUCCAAGCGAUAUAUCUCAUUGACAGCUUGCGAUUCGUGCCUCAGCAAGAUCAACAAGUACUACAAUUUGAAGCACACAUGCCGCCAGCGGGAGGAACUCCGAAACCCAAAGCAGCGCCCGGUCAGUGUUGGAUUUUCGGUUCGAGCAAAUCCUCCGGCACCUCCAGCUGGCAGUGCAUGGUCGAAUGUGCAUGAACAGAAAAAUGCAGAUUACGACGAUGAUUCCAACAUCAAACCGUUGGAAUUUGAAGAGGAACCAGUGCCGAAAAAAAAGUAUGGAGCACCUCGAAAACGGGAACUAAUACGUUUCACAAAAGAGCAGCUUGCGACGCGGUCAAAGAAAGAACUGUACGAUGAACGACGGCAUGUCAUCUGCGAGCACUGUGGCAAAAGAAUCCAGGAUACUCGUUUGGAGAGCCAUUUGAAUUCUCACUUGGGUGUGAAGCCCUAUGCCUGUGAGAAACCUGGAUGUGAUAUGUCAUUUCGAUGCGCGAACUCACGCACAAUUCACGUCAAACGAACGCAUUUUAAUGGAUGCUUCCCGUGUGAGGAAUGUGGGAAGAUCUUAGGAAGUAUGCUAUCUCUAAGGACGCAUUCUUAUUUGCAUCGGGAGAAGCAAUUCAAGUGCGAACUCUGCGGGCUGAUGGUAUUGACGAAAUCUCGGUUGGAUAUGCACAUGCGAGUACACACACAGAAGCGCGACUUCAAAUGCCCCCACUGUCCAAAGUCGUUCUAUGUCAAUACGGUACUAACCCUGCAUUUGCGUAGCCAUUCGGGUGAAAAACCGUACGUGUGUCACGUUUGCCAGGCUGCCUACUCGCACAGGAUACUGUACGUAAAGCAUAUGAAAAAAUAUCACCCGUAUGAGGAAAUUUACAAACUGUCUGAUAUACAGAAGUUUACCGCGCUUACUGCUGACAAUUAGAGAGGGCAUCGAAUGUAAGUAACGCUGGCUUAUCAAUAAUAACGAAAUGUAUAUGCAUAAAAAACC